Pseudonaja textilis is the source of this 3044-nucleotide messenger RNA. The record is from RefSeq and is a predicted model, not a curated record. NCBI's taxonomy places the organism in Eukaryota, Metazoa, Chordata, Lepidosauria, Squamata, Elapidae.
CUCCCAUUCUUCUCUUUUCAAUUUAUUUCAUUUUAGGAUCCCACCAACGUGGACAAAUUUAACGUGUCCAGCUUUUUUCACGUGAAGAACAAUUUGAAAGUCACUGACCCGGAUGACGAAAAAGCCAGGUCCGACCCCUCCUAUUACCUGAAAAAUGCCAACAUCGAGACCAGAGAGACGCUGUUGGAGUUGUACAAAGAAUUCAAAGGGGACGACAUUCUGGCGGCUACCAUGAAGGAGCCAGAGAAGAAGAAAACGGACAGGCUGAAUGCGGCUCACUAUUCCACUGGGAGAGUCAGCGCUUCGUUCACAUCCACUGCCAUGGCACCUGAGACGACCCACGAAGCAGCUGCCAUUGAUGAUGACGUGGUUCGGUACCGGUAUGUCAAGAAGAAGGGUUACGUCCGGUUGCACACCAACCAAGGGGACCUCAACCUGGAGCUUCACUGUGACAUGACUCCUAAAACCUGCGAAAACUUCAUUAAACUCUGCAAGAAGAAAUACUACGACGGGACCAUAUUUCACCGAUCGAUUCGCAAUUUUGUGAUUCAAGGUGGAGACCCAACCGGGACGGGGACAGGAGGAGAAUCGUACUGGGGAAAGCCGUUCAAAGACGAACUGAGGCCCAAUUUGUCCCACACGGGGCGAGGUGUCCUCAGCAUGGCCAACACAGGGCCCAACACCAACAAGUCUCAGUUCUUCAUUACUUUCCGCUCCUGCGCGUACCUGGAUAAGAAGCACACCAUCUUUGGAAGAGUGGUAGGCGGCUUUGAGACCCUCACUGCGAUGGAGAACAUAGAGAGCGAUCCCAAAACGGACCGUCCCCAGGAGGAAAUAAAAAUCGAGUCCACAACAGUUUUUGUUGAUCCAUACGAAGAGGCCGAUGCCCAGGUGGCCCAAGAAAGAGAGAAGGCCCAGCAGGAAGAGGAGGCAACGAAGAGAGAAAGCAAAGAAGUCCCAAAGAAGGAACCUGCCGCACCCAAAACUUACCGCACAGGAGUUGGGAAAUACAUAAAUAUAGCCGCAGCGAAGCGCGCAGCGGAAGAGGGACCGUCCACCAGCGGCCUGGCCAAGAAGGAGAAGAAAACGGGAGGCUUCGGAGACUUCAGCUCGUGGUAGCCCACAGGGGAGGACCAACUCCAAACCUUCCAGCUUGGAAUGGAGAAGAGCCAGGUCUGUGCCCUCUGCCGCCGUCCAAAAAAAUAGGAGACUCUUGGCUGUAAUCUUUCCCCUUAAUAUUGUUUCCCUGGCAGCCUUUUGUGGGCUUGGGAAGAGCUUUGGGGAAAGUUAAGGCUUUUCGCGGGGUGCCUGUAAGUCAGUGACAAGCCAGAAAGAUUCCUGCAGAUUUCUUUCGGUGAGGCGUGUUCCAAGUAGAAGAAAGGAGAGAGAUCUUCCAUUUCACAGCUGAGCGAUUGAAUUUGGGAGAAGACACUUUGGGUGGGGGAAGCGACAGUCCCUCCCAGGCGCUUCCCAUUUUGAAGAGCUGCCCAGAUGCUCUUGAACAACAAACUUUUAUCUCUGCAGCCUGUUGAUUUCCCACCUAGACAUUUCAAGCCAACAUCCUUGUUUACAGGUGGUGAUGGAUACAGAUCCUCAACCGAUGCUCAGUGAGAAUUCUGCUUCAAAAUACACCCACCCCACACAUAUCCACCUAAUGCCACAGCUCUGCUCCAGUUUCUCUUAGCUACUGAAGAGCUGUUGGCCCAUCUUCCCUCUGAUGUGUAGCCUAAAAUAUCUGAGGAGGCCUCUAGGAAAACUCCCGGUGGAGUUAUUGUUAUUGGCCUAACCCAGCUAGCCACUUGAUCUUACCUACCUCUUUGGGGAAUUUCAACUCCCUUCGUUUGGAAGACAGAAGGAUUUCUGGACCCCAGAAGCAAACUGAUCCAAAACCAAAGGGCGUAAAGUGAUCGAUUACUUGCUAAUAGUGAUAAAAGUUGAGCAGACAGAACAGUAACUGGGAAGCGUUUGUGUGAAGAAAGGCAAAAUAGCAACAAGGAAGGGUUGGAGGAUCUUUGGAGUGGUGUGGUUACCAAGAGGUUGAGCUCUCGCUAUCAGGAGGUUGUGAGUUCAAUCUUAGGUAGAGCAGAUAUUUCUCUCUCCAGGCACACUGAGACUAUAUCUGCUGAACAAAAAACUCUGCACUGGUGACAGGAAAGGCAUCGGGCCAGUAAACCGCUCUGCUAGCUCCAUUCAGUUACCCAAGCUCCACUCCGCAAGGGAUUAUGGGAUUGUUAGAAGAGGAUGAUGAAGGGUUGAAGGAUCUUUCCCAAAGAUACAAAGGUGCUGCAUUUUAGCCCCUUUUCUUCAUCACUGCCCUUUGAUGGCAAUGCUUAGUUCCCCAUCUCCACCCAAAUGGAGUUAACUGUUGGGGACAUGUGCUUUUAGUUUCAGAAGUCCAUUCCUGAAAUUAUCAGCACCGGCCAUCCAGCUUGAGCCUUCUGGGAAACCUACACAUCUAGAGAGGUCAGUAAAAUCUCUCAAGAGUUGUCGUUCAAAUGUCAGAAAACACUGAGUUUGGGUCAAACUUCUGAUGCCUCUCACAUCCGUUUCUAACAGUAGCUUCCAAGCUAAAAAACACACACAGGGAGGUUGGGUUUUUUUAAAAAAAAAAAAAAUCCUUAAUCGCCCACCACUUUUUCCUUCGGGGAUGAUCUCAUUGACAAAUGUUCUGCAGCAGGAGGAAGAUGACAAUUAACUCCAUUCAUGCUAAAAAUGAGAAUUGCCACUUGUCCUACCGAGCUAAAAUAGGGAGAGUUAGCUUUGGGUGCAAUCAAUCUGCUUGAGUCUUGUGCUACCUGGAUAGAAUAUUCUAGCCGUGUAGUCCGAUCGGUCACUGGUUUUCUUUGUUAAAAUUAUUAUUAUUAUUAAUUUUGGGGGGACUGUUCAGGGAUUUGCGGAGGAAACAGUGCGUAUAUACUCCGUGCAAAUUGUGGUCUUUUGAAAAAUUAACCUGUUGCAAUGUACUUUUGUACAAGUUUCCUGGGUCACAAAAUUUGUAAGCGGGAUGGAUUCCGUGAAAUAUUUUUCAUUAAAGUUUUACAUUU